This is a messenger RNA of Nicotiana tabacum (common tobacco), 451 nucleotides long. Lineage: Eukaryota; Viridiplantae; Streptophyta; Magnoliopsida; Solanales; Solanaceae. The record is from RefSeq and is a predicted model, not a curated record.
AUCAAUCGGCUGCUUCUGGAAGAUGACAGUGCAUUGGACAGUAAUAAUACCGAGUACCAAUCACUCAUUAAGGAGUUUCGUGCUUUCCUAAGUGACUGCAAGGAUGUAUUGGAUGAAGCAACCACAAUGAAGCUACUGGAAAGCUACGGUAGGGUUGACGAAUUAGUGUUCUUUGCUAGUCUAAAGGAGCAAUACGAAAUUGUGCUUCACCACUACAUUCAGCAAGGAGAAGCGAAGAAGGCGUUACAGGUUCUUCAGAAGCCUAAUGUUUCAAUGGAACUUCAGUACAAGUUUGCGCCAGACCUCAUCAUGCUUGAUGCAUAUGAAACUGUUGAGUCAUGGAUGACCACUAAAAGUUUGAACCCGAGAAAGCUCAUUCCUGCAAUGAUGCGUUAUUCAAGUGAACCACAUGCAAAGUAAUGUGCAUCUCUACCUCACAUCGAGCUCUGUG